AUGGCUGCAUUUCAAGGACAGUUGUUCAGACUUUCAUUGGUAAUCCUGUUCUUUUCAGGGGUUUACUCGGUCAAUUUCUCCAUUAAAAACAAUUGUCCAUUCCAAAUCUGGCCUGGAACCUUAACGGGUUCCGGCAAUCAACUGUCAACAACUGGGUUUGAAUUAGCAUCUAGUUCGACCACAACAGCGACUGUUUCUCCACCGUGGUCCGGUCGAUUUUGGGCUCGAACCCACUGCUUCACAGGCGAGAGUGGAAAAUUCUCAUGUGGAACUGCCGACUGCGCCUCCGGCCAAGUCACAUGUAAUGGUGCGGGUGCAAUUCCACCAGCUAGCCUUGUCGAAUUCACCAUAGCCCCAAACGGUGGCCAAGAUUUCUUCGACAUCAGCCUCGUCGAUGGCUUCAACUUGCCCGUCUCGGUGGUUCCACUCGGCGGGUCGGGCGAGUGCGCAACGGUAACUUGUGUCGGAAAUGUAAAUUCUGUUUGUCCGCCGGAACUAGCCGUUAGAGGGCAAGAUGGAGCAGUGGUAGCAUGUAAAAGUGCUUGUAUGGCUUUCAACACGCCGGAAUUCUGCUGCAGUGGCGACCAUAAUCAGCCGCAAACUUGUCCGCCGACGAGAUACUCGAUGAUAUUCAAGAACCAGUGUCCUCAAGCUUAUAGUUAUGCUUACGAUGAUAGGACUAGUACUUUUACGUGCUCGGGUGGAGCCGAUUACGCCAUCACAUUUUGUCCUUAA
Molecule: messenger RNA, 735 nt
Organism: Momordica charantia (bitter melon)
Lineage: Eukaryota; Viridiplantae; Streptophyta; Magnoliopsida; Cucurbitales; Cucurbitaceae
Product: thaumatin-like protein 1
Source: RefSeq, a predicted model, not a curated record